UCAGGAUCCGCCGAGAUGCCUUCCGCUUCGUCGGCGGUGGAGUGGCUGCAGAAGGCGGCGCAGGACGCCGCCAACUCCUCCUCUUCUUCCUCGUCUCACUCCGGCACCUCCGCCUUCCCCGACCAGGUCCUCGUGUCCCGGGCCGCAGGCCGGGUGGUGUCUCUGUCUACCUGCACGAAGGUCGGCGCCAUCAGCUUCGUGGUGGGCGUUGCGGUGGGCUUCACGCUGAAGAGAAGGUUGCGCCUGUGGGCUGCCAGGCUGCUCAAGAGGAUCAAGGACGACUAGCUACUAGAUAGCUAGUGCGAUGUCUCUGAAGUUUUGUUCGCAAGUGCACUCUAGUUAAUCUCUAGCCCCAUGCUGAACCUACCUGAUUGCUUGGAUUAACUGUGAUGGAUCGUGCAAGAUAGUGACUUCUUCAUAGAACUGUGUAAUCGUGAUUAGU
Messenger RNA from Lolium rigidum, 442 nucleotides. RefSeq lists its product as uncharacterized. Lineage: Eukaryota; Viridiplantae; Streptophyta; Magnoliopsida; Poales; Poaceae. Bases 16 to 285 code for a protein of 89 amino acids. The record is from RefSeq and is a predicted model, not a curated record. The transcript is spliced from 2 exons.